This is a messenger RNA of Stereum hirsutum FP-91666 SS1, 555 nucleotides long. RefSeq lists its product as uncharacterized. The record is from RefSeq and is a predicted model, not a curated record. The coding region runs from base 1 to 555 and encodes 184 amino acids. The transcript has a single exon. NCBI's taxonomy places the organism in Eukaryota, Fungi, Basidiomycota, Agaricomycetes, Russulales, Stereaceae.
AUGUACAAGAGGAUUUUUGAAUGGGCGGCCACCGAGGCUUCUGAAGCGCAUAAUAAUCCUACAGCGCUCAACAAACACUACCUAGACGUGCUGGUCAUUCGUAUGCCCUUCGUUCGCGCAGGGGGCUACGGGCCAUCGUGCUUCAUGGUCGGCCACAUCAGCCGCCAACCAUUCUCAGCCUCAACGAGGCAAGGGAUGCAGUUUUUCCGUGAAAGCGACACGAGGACCUCGGAGAGGGUGCAGGCAGACGGUGGGCUUGGCACUGCCUUCGUGCUUUUCACCUUCAGGCAGUUCGUGGGGAAAAGCCUGAAAAUAGGCGGUCAGACGCUGUUGUGGGGUGGUAGAUAUGGUAUCUGGGAUAAAAAGAAGACAGGCUAUGUUCAUAACAAGAGAUGGGCGAGCAUAACUGAAGGUCUGAUCAACGGAGACAUUCCGAUAGCGAGUAUGGGACAUAGGCUAGACAGCCCGUUGACACCGUCGGCGACCCACCAGGCUGAUUCGUCGAAUUCUGAGAUACCUCAGGAGGACGGUCGCGACGGGGGCGAAGAGCAAUAG